Messenger RNA from Nicotiana tabacum (common tobacco), 3549 nucleotides. Its product is annotated as putative serine/threonine-protein kinase At1g09600. The record is from RefSeq and is a predicted model, not a curated record. NCBI's taxonomy places the organism in Eukaryota, Viridiplantae, Streptophyta, Magnoliopsida, Solanales, Solanaceae. Gene Ontology annotation, biological process: positive regulation of transcription elongation by RNA polymerase II; protein phosphorylation. Gene Ontology annotation, cellular component: cyclin-dependent protein kinase holoenzyme complex; nucleus. Gene Ontology annotation, molecular function: RNA polymerase II CTD heptapeptide repeat kinase activity; ATP binding.
GUUCUUUCCUCUGUCUCUCUCAACAAAUUCUCCAUAAUUUGCUUUUUAAAUAGGAAUAACAUUUUUUUUUUCUUUUUCUCCAUUCUAAUUUCGCAAAUAAUUAGAAACCUCUAUUUUUUAGUAUCUUAAGAAUUAAUAAUUAAAAUAAAAGAGUUAGGUAUAUUCCAAGAUUAAUUUUUUUAAUAUAUCUGAAACUUAAUUACUGUGUCGAGGACUAGAUAUUUUGAUGGUCGUUCACAAUCUCAGGGCUUUCUCAGAUCCGAAAAUCACUCUAUUUGUAGCUUCGGACUAACCCAUUUUGAAAUUUUUCUUUUUUUUUUCUGUUUCGGUUUUAUUUCUUGUUGCAUUUACUGUGUGAUUUGAAUUGAAAUCAUUGGCUUUUGCAUCAAGAUUCUAACUUUUUGAAUCAUCUUUUCUGUACAUUUUCUCUAGUUGAAAAAAAUAAAAUUUUACAGUAUUUGGUUUAUUAUUCUCUUUUUAAAUUACAUUAAUUUCACUUACAUUCUUGAUUUUUCUUACAAUGUGGGUUGGUGUUAGGUGAAGGUCCUUAGAUUCUGGGAUCUGGGGUUGGUGGGAUUCUUGUUUUACACUGUUCUUGCAAAUUUUCCUGACCCCUUUUGGAUCCUAAAACUUACUAGUCUCUCUUUGAGUUAUUGGGAUUCCGAUCCAUUUAUUGUUUUUCAAGAAAUCUAGUAUAAUAAUUGUUGUACUGAUUGGUAUUUAAGAGAAAUGCUGAUUGGAAUUCAGCUAAAUGUCAGAGACAUUGAGUGAAAAUGGAUUUGAUUUUGUGUUAAAAAUAGGAUCUUGUGGGGAGUCCAUAGAAUCCUAUUUAGGAAGAGGAGGAGCUUUAAAUUUGGGAUUCCAUGGGCUGUGUUUGCUCAAAGGGGGUUUCUACUAAAAGGCGUGGCAGGAAUCGAACUAAGGAGAAAGAAAAAAAGAAAUCUUCAUCCGAAAGACUUAUUGCAUCUUCUAAGGAGGAUGUUUUAGUGGAGGUUGAUAAUGGUGGCAUUGAUGCGAGGACGAGGCUUAUAUCAACAGAGCCAAUUGAGAAAAGUGCAGGUUCCACCCCACCAGCUUGGGAUGAGGGAGAGAAAAAGCCUAUAGUUCUUGAGAAACCUGAAGUGCCACAGGUGCAAAGACGGGCAGCAACAGACAGCGCUGAGGUUGGAGGACAACCUCAGAUCAAUAGAAUAUUCAGUGUUAGGAAUGGAGUUGACGAUGCACAAGUUGUUGCUGGAUGGCCAUCAUGGUUGACAACCGUGGCAGGUGAAGCUAUUAAAGGCUGGGUUCCUCGGAAGGCAGAUUCAUUUGAGAAGUUGGAUAAGAUUGGCCAAGGUACAUACAGCAGUGUAUAUCGAGCUCGAGACCUGGAAACUGGAAAGAUUGUUGCAUUGAAGAAAGUACGAUUUAUCAACAUGGAUCCAGAAAGUGUUCGUUUUAUGGCCAGGGAAAUUUUAAUACUUCGCAGGCUAGAUCAUCCAAAUGUUAUGAAGCUUGAAGGUCUUGUGACCUCUCGCGUCUCAGGCAAUCUGUAUCUUGUCUUUGAAUACAUGGAACAUGACCUUGCAGGUCUUGCGGCAUCACCAGCUAUCAAAUUUACUGAAUCUCAGAUUAAAUGUUACAUGCGGCAGCUGCUUCGUGGACUUGAACACUGCCAUAGUCGUGGUGUCUUGCACCGAGAUAUUAAGGGUUCGAAUCUUCUGAUUGACAAUAAUGGGAACCUCAAGAUUGGCGAUUUUGGGCUGGCAACUUUUUACCAAAACAAUCAAAGGCAGCCUCUAACAAGUCGUGUAGUUACUUUGUGGUAUCGGCCUCCUGAGCUUUUGCUUGGUGCUACAGAUUAUGGAGUGGCUGUAGAUUUGUGGAGUUCUGGUUGCAUCCUUGCUGAAUUGUUUGCAGGGAGGCCUAUAAUGCCGGGAAGAACUGAGGUGGAACAGCUGCAUAAGAUCUUUAAACUUUGUGGUUCACCAUCCGAAGAAUACUGGAAGAAAUCAAAAUUGCCGCAUGCAACGAUCUUUAAACCUCAACAGCCAUACAAGCGCUGCCUUGCCAACACAUUCAAGGACUUCCCUGCAUCAGCUUUAGCACUUUUGGAUUCUCUCCUGGCUUUUGAACCUGAGUAUCGGGGUUCUGCUACUUUGGCACUUCAAAGUGAGUUCUUCACAACGAAGCCUCUUCCUUGUGAUCCGUCGUCUUUACCCAAGUAUCCUCCAAGCAAGGAGUUUGACGCUAAGAUGAGAGAAGAGGAAGCAAGAAGGCAAAGAGGUGGAGGUACUAAAGGAUCUGGUGUUGAAUCUAAUAGAAAGGGCGCAAAACAGUCAAAAGCAGUACCAGCGCCUGAUGCUAAUGCUGAGUUACCAGCAUCUAUACAGAAGUGGAAACAGCAGUCAAAUCCCACAAGCAUUAGUGAGAAGUACAGUCGUGAAGAGGAUGGUGGUUCUGGUUUCCCUAUUGAUCCCAGCAGAGGAUCUCUAUAUAACAGCCAUUUAUCACAAGUCAGUGAUUCUGCAAAUUCCAUAAACACAGAUACUAAUGGACUUGGCCCUCUUAUGAGUUCUCAACGAGGAUUUGAUUCUUCAAGAUUUGGAGAAUUGUGUGCACGUGGGUCCUUCCGACCUCACGGUGCAGCAGCUCAAUUGUCCAGGUUCUCCAAUUCCGUUGCAGCUCAUGGUAGUUCAAGAUUUGAUAUGAGCAGGGAUUCGCAGUGGCCUGAAGAGCACAUGACUGGAAAGUAUAACCAGCUUAAUGAUUCUGACUCUUCCUACUCUCUUUUGGGGAAAGACUCUCCCAAUAAGAAGGACAAGCAUUCAACAGGAAAGGAGUCUACAGCGGGUUAUAUUCCAAAGAAGAAUCGAAUCCACUACUCUGGACCAUUGAUGCCACUCGGUGGAAACAUUGACGAAAUGCUCAAAGAGCAUGAGAAACAGAUACAGCAAGCUGUCCGGAAAGCUCGUCUUGACAAAAAUAAGAUUAAAAAGGAACACAAUGACAAUGGGCAAACAGAAUCGCUCUUACACUAUACAAGCAAUGGUCGGUGAUUUGUACAGGAGGAAAAAGGAUACAACCUUUUGAUGAAGUUCAGAACUCCAGCCAAUGCUAGAGUUUCAUGAAUCAAGGAAGCAAAAACCAAUCCUUCACUAAGAAAAUCUCAGCAGCAAGAGAAACAAACGCAUUACUCACAUGGAACUCCCAAGUCUUUUUUGCCUAUACACUAAAAGUAAUAGCAGAAUGCACAUUAUACAGUUCCAGAAUCAUAUCCUAACUUUCUCCUGUAACGGCCCUUAGAAUGAAAAACGAGAGCAGUUUUUGAUGUUGUAUUAUGGGGGUAAUUCUUUUGGUGGUGUAUGUCUUGGGAAGCAUUCUUGUACAGUUAUACAUUGGUCAGUUCAUGUAAAGGAUAACCUUUUUUCCCAAAUUUGUAGGAACUUUAUGCCUCAAGCCAGUAUCUUGCCUUGGAAUACAGAUCUACAUUAAAUGCUCAAGCCUGUAAGAUACAUUAAUUUUAUGGUAGGAUCUAACAUUUAGUAUUAAGUCAUUCAAUUAUCUGUU